Ascobolus immersus RN42 is the source of this 529-nucleotide messenger RNA. NCBI's taxonomy places the organism in Eukaryota, Fungi, Ascomycota, Pezizomycetes, Pezizales, Ascobolaceae. The record is from the annotation of a GenBank genome assembly.
CCCAUCGUUUCGUUUGUUCGUGAUCCGCCAGUUCUUGCCCGCCCAUUCGCGCCCGCAUCAUCCCAAACCACUCGGAUUCGACGUUCCCCCGUCCCAAACCACUCGGUCUCGACGCUCUAACCCACUGUUAGGCUCCCCCGCCCACCCCCCGCCCGGAAUUCUUCCAAACCACUCGGAAUCGACGUUCCCCCAGUCCCAAACCACUCGGAUUCGACGUUCUAACUCACUGUUAGGCCCAUUCGCGCCCGCAUCAUCCCAAACCACUCAGAUUCGACGUUCCCCCCGUCCCAAACCACUCGGGCUCGACGCUGUAACUCACUGUUAGGCUCACCCGCCCACCCCCCGCCCGGAAUACCUCCAAACCACUCGGAUUCGACGUUCCCCCCGUCCCAAUCCACUCGGGCUCGACGUUCUAACUCACUGUUAGGCUCCCCCGCCCAUUCGCCGCCCGGAAUUCUCCCAAACCACUCGGAUUCGACGUUCCCCCGUCCCAAACCACUCGGGCUUGACGCUCUAACUCACUGUUAGG